GACUAAAAAUAGGAACACAUUGCUUGCAUGGAAUACAGACUGCUCCAUCUCCCAGCUCUAAUUCACAUCAAAAGAAAAAAGUUGAGGACGUGACAAAAGAAAAAAGAUGGAAUUAAAAUAAUCCUGGCACUAAGGACCAUUCAUCAUGAGAAGUCUAAAUUUCUAUUACCUCUUGCUGUACUUGACUUACCUGAACCCUGUCUGCUCCACCGAUGCCUGCGAGAUUUGUAACUGCUCUGGAGACAGUCUGCGGUGCCCAGCACACACCUCCUAUCACAGAUCCCCCGAUAUAAAACUGUCAUUAUCUUCUUUCUCCUUUAAAGUUAUUCCAUCUGAGGUGUUUCAGCAUUUCCAACAAGACAUCUUAAGCAUAUCGAUCUACCAAAGUGAUUCACUGGAAAGAAUUCACAGUUAUGCCUUUGCCAGACUUCCCAACCUGACAGAACUAGUUAUCCGUAACACAAAAAAUCUGGUCUAUAUUGGACAAGGAGCAUUUGCCAACCUACCGAACCUAAAAUACUUGGGCAUCUGCAACACAGGAAUUCGUAAAUUUCCAGAUGUUACAAAAAUCUUCUCAACGCAGCCGAAUUUUAUUCUGGAGAUUUAUGAGAACAUGCAUAUAACUUUUAUACCAGCCAAUGCUUUUCAGGAAAUGAACAAUGACUCUUUGACGCUGAACCUUUACAGGAAUGGACUAGAAGAAAUACAAAACUAUGCAUUCAAUGGAACAAAGCUGGGUCGACUGUCUCUUAAUGACAACAAAAAUCUACAACGUUUUCAUAAUGAUGCCUUAAAGGGAGCUACUGGACCAAAUCUUUUAAACAUAUCAUCAACAGCCUUAGAGCAACUUCCCAUCCAUGGACUGGAAUUUAUUCAGGUCUUAGUCGCAGAAAGAUCAUAUUAUCUAAAGAAGUUACCUGCACUAGACAAGCUUGCUAACUUGGUGGAUGCUCAACUAACAUAUCCAAGCCAUUGUUGUGCUUUUGCAGACAUGAAAAUGAAAGAGUCAAAUUCCCCUCUACACUUAUUCGGAAACCUGACAAGCCAAUGUGAUUCCUCUUCUCGAAAGCUAGCCAACGACACAAACAUUGAGCUAGCCCCAGACUAUGAGGAAUUGUGUCAUCCUAAAACACUGAAAUGUACUCCAGAGCCAGAUGCAUUUAACCCUUGUGAAGACAUCAUGGGAUAUGACUUUCUUCGAGUACUGAUCUGGUUCAUUAGUAUUCUUGCCAUUGCGGGCAAUGCUGUGGUUCUGGUCGUCCUUCUGACAAGCCAUUACAAACUCACAGUUCCCCGAUUCCUAAUGUGCAACCUGUCAUUUGCAGACUUCUGCAUGGGGAUUUACUUACUUCUGAUUGCAUCAGUGGACUCCAAGACCAAAAAACAGUAUUAUAAUCAUGCUAUUGACUGGCAAACGGGAAGCGGAUGCAGUGCGGCAGGAUUCUUCACGGUGUUCUCCAGUGAGUUGUCCGUCUAUACUUUGACUAUAAUCACCCUGGAAAGGUGGCACACCAUAACCUAUGCAAUGCAACUGGACCGAAAGCUGCGGCUGCGCCAUGCCAUCCUGAUUAUGCUGGCCGGCUGGAUUUUUUCUUUGAUAAUUGCCAUUUUACCACUUUUCGGAGUUAGCAAUUAUAUCAAGGUCAGCAUAUGCUUACCGAUGGAUAUAGAGACACCCCUUUCUCAAGCGUAUAUUAUACUAAUCUUGGUGCUCAAUGUCUUGGCUUUCAUCAUCAUUUGUGCUUGUUACAUAAAAAUUUACAUCACUGUGCAAAAUCCGGAGCUAACGCCAACCAACAAAGACACCAAAAUAGCCAAAAAGAUGGCAGUACUUAUUUUCACCGACUUUACGUGCAUGGCACCCAUAUCAUUCUUUGCGAUUUCAGCAGCCUUUAAAGUUCCCCUCAUCACUGUGAGCAAUUCGAAAAUAUUGCUGGUUUUGUUUUAUCCUGUGAAUUCCUGUGCAAACCCGUUUCUAUAUGCAAUUUUCACCAAGGCCUUUCGAAGGGAUUUCUUUCUGCUUAUGAGCAAGUUUGGAUGUUGCAAGGCUCAGGCGGAACUCUACAGGAUCAACGACGUUACUGCUUACACCUCAAACUGUAAAACCGACAGCCUAUACACUGGACCAAAAAAGCCUUCCCGAGCUGAUCUUCAGCUAUCAAAUGUCAACUGUCAGUACUUGAACAUAAAUGACAAACCAGCAUGUAUAGGCAGUUGAAAUUUGGACUUGUUUGUCACAUUUAAAGUUGUACAAAUUAUUCCUCACAGAGGACUUUCUGUAAAUAUGUAAAUCCAGUUUAUGUAAAUAUGAAGCACUCUUACAAAA
Nanorana parkeri is the source of this 2326-nucleotide messenger RNA. It is a transcript of the gene LHCGR, whose product is annotated as luteinizing hormone/choriogonadotropin receptor. Gene Ontology annotation, cellular component: membrane. The record is from RefSeq and is a predicted model, not a curated record. NCBI's taxonomy places the organism in Eukaryota, Metazoa, Chordata, Amphibia, Anura, Dicroglossidae. Gene Ontology annotation, biological process: luteinizing hormone signaling pathway; ovarian follicle development; phospholipase C-activating G protein-coupled receptor signaling pathway. Gene Ontology annotation, molecular function: luteinizing hormone receptor activity. The transcript is spliced from 11 exons. The coding region runs from base 146 to 2218 and encodes 690 amino acids.